Orcinus orca (killer whale) is the source of this 4825-nucleotide messenger RNA. RefSeq names its product protocadherin gamma-B3. Gene Ontology annotation, cellular component: plasma membrane. Lineage: Eukaryota; Metazoa; Chordata; Mammalia; Artiodactyla; Delphinidae. The record is from RefSeq and is a predicted model, not a curated record. Gene Ontology annotation, molecular function: calcium ion binding. Gene Ontology annotation, biological process: homophilic cell-cell adhesion.
AAAAAAAACCAAAAAAAAACCAAAAAAAACAAAAAAACAAAACAAAACAAAACAAAACAAUUUCUGAAUGAAGAUUUCUAGUUUGGAAAUGGAAUAAAUACUCUAAGAAACCUAUCAGAAACAUGGAAACUGAAGUGCUUAUUGCUAAAGGAAGAGUGUCAAUAACAAAGAGUGGAGAUGAUCAGAUAGUAACCCAGAGACCAAGGAAAAGUGGACAACAUAGAUUACUUUCUUUGGAAUAUAUCAUUAUAAGGACUCAUGCUUCACCCCCAAAAUCCAAGUAACUCACCAUUGCUAAGCUACUUGAGAAGAAACAGUACAAUUAAAGACAAUGGUAAUGUAGUGUGGACAAAUAAAAUUAGUGGAAUAGUUUUAAAUCAUAGUCAUUUAAUUAAAAAGACACGGAAAAGUGUCUAUUUUUAAUUAAAUGACUACGAUUCAAGGAAAAGAGAGUUUCUUGCUUCUUUACCAUACUUCUAUUUCAUAAGGACAACCAAUCUCCUUGCUGUCUAUCAGUUAUUUGGGGAAGAAGAUUAAAAGACAGAAGAAAGCAAUGCAUAGGAUAAAACUAAAAGCUGUGAGAUUUAUAACUUUUAAAAGUUGGAAGAAAAGGAAAUAGAGUGAAAUAACAAUACAUAUCAAGCUGAUAUUUCAAGAAUUUUCAUAUUACACUUUCUGUCACAACCAACACUGUCAUUUGUAUCACUUUCUACAUAUUACUUUAUUUGGUCUUCAAUUUUACUGAGGUACGCAGGGAAGAUGUUAUUAUGGCCACUGUAUGAAAAUGGAAACUAAAAGCACGACGACGCCAAUAAACAUCUUCAGCAAGAUACCUCUGGCUUUGAGGAAUAAAAAUCACCUGAUUUGGAUGGAUAAAGUUCAAGUUCAAAGAAAUGACAGCGAGAACGAAGAUACAGUACAUUUUAAAAAUGUUAAAAUCCUUAUAACAUGGGACGAAUGAGUAUCUGUAUGAGGACACAGUAGACUUGUCUUCUAGCUGGCUCUAUAUUUGGAACUGAUUUAGUAAUCACUAGUGCAGUUCUGCAGCCGAGGCGCGGGGUGCAGCUGUUGGCUAGUACUGAACAAAGUAUCCAGCUCCUCCUGAAGCAAAGGAAUCGCCUGCGGACCGCGGAAUCCCGCGAACUGUGCACUCUCUGAGGUUUUCUGCGGCAGAAAUAUCUAUCCGAGAAUCUGCUUGCCAAGACGUGUCCAAGGAGUAGCUCCUGCUCAGAAAUUCUUGGGAUCAUUUAGCGAUCGCAGCUCUUCGGGAUCAGAAAGGCAAAGGCGCAGCGAGUGGGAUGGGAAACCGCUUGGGGUCGAAGCGCCAGGCUGGGCGGAGGCGAAUUUUGUUUCUCUUCCUGCUGUCUUUGUUCCGCCUGGCGCUUUCGGAGCAAGUCCGCUACGCUAUUCCAGAGGAGCUGGCCAGGGGCUCGCUGGUGGGGAACCUCGCCAAGGAUCUGGGGCUUGGCGUGCGAGAUUUGUGUACACGGAACCUGCGGAUUAGUGCAGAGAAGAAAUUCUUCACAGUGAGCACCGAGAACGUAGACUUACUUGUGAGCGAUCGUAUAGACCGAGAGCAGAUUUGUGGCAGGAAGUCGAUGUGUGUUCUGGAAUUCGAAAUGGUCGCUGAAAAGCCUUUAAUUUUUCAUAUAACCGUGGAGAUUCAAGUCAACGACAACCCACCGACCUUUAGCCGAAAUGUCACUGAGCCGGAAAUCAGUGAACUGGCCCUAACUGGAGCCACCUUUGCCCUGGAAUCUGCACAAGAUUCAGAUGUAGGUGUCAAUUCCCUGCAGCAAUACUACCUCAACCCUGACCCUCAUUUCUCUUUGAUCUGGAAGGAGAACCCAGACGGUAGUAGGUACCCAGAACUGGUAGUGCAGGCUCCCCUGGACAGAGAAGAGCAGUCCUGCCACCACCUGGUCCUCAUGGCUGUGGAUGGGGGUGAGCCAGCCAGAAGCUGCACUACGCAGAUCAGGGUAGUUGUGGCAGAUGCAAAUGAUAACCCCCCAGUGUUCACCCAGGACAUGUACAGGGUCAGUGUUCAAGAGAACCUACCCCUGGGUUCCUCUGUGCUAAGAGUGAUGGCCACUGACUUGGAUGAGGGCAUCAAUGCUGAGAUCACCUACGCUUUUAUCAAUAUUGGUAAGGCAGUGAGACAACUGUUCAAGCUGGACAGUGAAACAGUGGAACUCACCACUGGUGGAGGACUGGACUUUGAAGAGAGAGGGAGCUACACAACUGGGGUGGAAGCAAAGGAUGGUGGACGUCAAACUGCGCAUUGCAAACUACAAAUAGGUAUUUUGGAUGAAAAUGACAAUGCUCCCGAGAUAACCCUGGAUUCUGAAUCUAAAUAUAUACAAGAAGAUGCUGAGCUGGGGGCUGUGGUUGCCUUGAUCAAAACACAUGAUCUAGGUUCUGGAUUUAAUGGGGAAAACUUAUGCCAACUAAAAGGAAAUUUCCCAUUUAAAAUAGUUCAAGAUACAAAAAACACAUACAUGCUGGUGACAGAUAGAGCCUUAGAUCGAGAGAAGACUCCAGAAUACAAUGUCACUAUCACAGCUACUGACAAGGGCAAGCCGCCCCUCUCCUCUAAAAGAAGUGUCACGUUGAAAGUCGCUGAUGUCAACGACAACGCUCCGGUUUUCCACCAGGCCUGCUACGUGGUCCACGUGGCCGAAAACAACCUGCCCGGCGCCUCCAACGCCCAAGUUAGCGCUUCAGAUCCAGACUUGGGGCCCAACAGCCACGUCUCCUACUCCAUCGUGGCCAGCGACCUGGAGCCGCGCGCGCUGUCGUCCUACGUGUCCGUGAGCGCACAGAGCGACGUGGUGUUCGCGCAGCGCCCCUUCGACCACGAGCAGCUGCGCGCCUUCGAGCUGACGCUGCAGGCCCGCGACCACGGCUCGCCCGCACUCAGCGCCAACGUGAGCCUGCGCGUGCUGGUGGGCGACCGCAACGACAACGCGCCCAGGGUGCUGUACCCGGCGCUGGGGCCCGACGGCUCGGCGCUCUUCGACACGGUGCCGCGCGCCGCGCAGCCCGGCUACCUGGUCACCAAGGUGGUGGCGGUGGACGCCGACUCUGGACACAACGCCUGGCUGUCCUACCACGUGCUGCAGGCCAGCGAGCCCGGACUCUUCAGCGUGGGGCUGCGCACGGGCGAGGUGCGCACGGCGCGGGCCCUGGGCGACAGGGACGCGGCCCGCCAGCGCCUGCUGGUUGCUGUGCGUGAUGGGGGACAGCCGCCCCUCUCGGCCACCGCCACGCUGCUCCCGGUUUUCGCGGACAGUCUGCAGGAGGCGCUGCCGGACCCCAGUGACCACUCUGAGCCCACUGACCCCCAAGCUGAGCUGCAGUUUUACCUGGUGGUAGCCUUGGCCUUGAUCUCAGUGCUCUUCCUCCUGGCAGUGAUUCUGGCGGUUGCCCUGAGUUUGCGACGCUCCUCCAGCCCUGCCACCUGGAGUUGCUUUCAGACUAAUUUUUGCUCCAAAACUGGACCCGGAGUUCUCCCCAACUAUGGGGAAGGGGCUUUACCAUAUUCCUACAAUCUGUGUGCGCCACACAUUCCUCAAAGACCUAGUUUAAAUUUCUCAAUAUAAAGCCUGAAAAUGCUCUACCACGAGAUCUUCUGUAUAAUGAAGCCUCUUGGCUUGAAAGUACCAGUAAUGACAAUCCCCAAAUUGCUUGUAAUUCAGUCAAUUUGCAACAGGUGAGUUACUUCAAAACCUUUUCCUCCCAUAAGUAUAAUUAGGUUUCGAUUCACUAUUUUAGAGGUCAAAAAUAUACAGGCUAAGUAUGCCCUGUUUUUUGUGGGGCUUUUCUUUUUGGUGUUUUAUUGAUUUUUCUGGACAUAGAAUGGGUAUGGGGAGGCUGUUAGAAAUUCUUUGUUCACUAAUCUGUGUUGCAGUUGUUCUUUCAUGGAAUGUCGCUUAGUGAUCUUGAAAUUUCUGUUAAUUCUAAAACAAUAUGUCCUGAAACAUUUUUAAUAUGCUAGUAUCUAUUCUCGUUGUAGGACAUAUUAUUUAUAUAUAAUCUAGACAAUUAAGUGGUUUACAUGGUUUCAGUGUAGUCAGUCCUAAACUAUGUUUUAUAUAUAAUAUAAAUAUAAGAAUACUUUUUCACUGUAGCCUAUAUAUUUUCACUUCCUUUGCAUGUUCUUGAGGGUAUAAACAAAUAUUGGCUAAAUUAGGGCAGUUCUUAAUCUAUAUGCUGAUAAAAAUAGGUAAUGACGUCUAAAAAUGGCAACUCUUGUGACCUAGUGGUGGAUUGGUUCCAAACAUGUUUGUGGUUGUUGGUACCCUUAUUGAAAAUGAGACAAAUAUAAAUGAUGGUGGAGUGUGGGUUUCAAGAUUUAUAGAAAAGUGUAAACGUAUCUGUGUUCUCCAGUGCCAUAAGAAAUGUCACAGAAAUAAGUGUCACUCCAGGGAACAUAUGAAAAAUUUCAAAAUACGCUAUUUUAUUCUUCCAAGUGCUUUUCAUUCUUGGGGAGAGAAAUAUUGAGUGUCAUCUAUGAAGAUUUAGCAGAAAUAAGAUCCUGUGUAUAAUGGUUUCCACGGAACCGUGCAGUAUUAAGUUAGGACUCUAAGCGUCGCUGUUCACCAACCGGGCAAGGGAAGCAGUGAGAACUCGAGUUAUAUCCUCAAAGCACAAAGCACAACUUACACCAAAGCUUUGCAGCUGCGCAGACAUUCUGUCCUAAAACGCUUCGCAUCUGAUCGCGGCUUGUUUAUGGACCUUGACCUCCAAUUCUGAGAAGCCCCAAAAUUGAUGCGAACCUGUUCACCCUACUCGUAAUCCCAGGGAAGUCCAGAACGAGCCAGUA